Molecule: messenger RNA, 2285 nt
Organism: Vigna unguiculata (cowpea)
Lineage: Eukaryota; Viridiplantae; Streptophyta; Magnoliopsida; Fabales; Fabaceae
Product: LEAF RUST 10 DISEASE-RESISTANCE LOCUS RECEPTOR-LIKE PROTEIN KINASE-like 2.8
Biological process (GO): protein phosphorylation
Molecular function (GO): protein kinase activity; ATP binding
Source: RefSeq, a predicted model, not a curated record
UUUCUAUAGCUUUGAUUUAUGUAAGGGAGGGAUGGGAGGGAAGUGUGAACAAGUGUGAGAAUGGAUGGUAAGCAUAAUCUCGUUCUUGCGUUCGCGGUCACCGUGUCUUGGUUGUUGUCCAUCGGUUUGCCACCGUCCCACUCUCAAACACCGCCACCACAGCUUUGUGGUGAGCAGUCAUAUCUGUGCAGAAAAAACAUUUCCGCCAUCUUCGAUCCUCCCUGGGAACAGAUUCCAGCCUCUCAAUGUAACGGCGCCGACCCAUCAUCCCUGCUCAGCUGCCAUGCUCCUUAUGAUAGUAUUAAGGUUCCAACUGAAUCUCAAAAUUUCACAGUGAAGGAUAUCGACAGCGCCACUCGCACCAUGAAACUCAUGCUAAGACCCCCUGUCAAUCAUGUCUGUUCUCCAAACUUUUUUCACAGCUACCAGUACUUCAACAACACUCUGCUCCUGUAUAACGCGCCUGUGCAUCAAAUCACCAUAUUUGAACAUUGUUCUACAAUCAUAUUCGUAGAUUUCCCUUCAAUGCGCAACUUUACGUGCGGGGAUGUUCUCUAUUAUUUUGUGGAGGGAUACCCAUACGGAGACCUUGAAUCAGGUUGCAAGGGACGUUUGCAGGUGCCUGCUGUCGCUCCUCUGGAUCGUUAUUAUGAUACUGAUGACGGAGCUUCAGUUCUGGAACAAGCUCUCAAUGAAACGUUUAUGGUCUACUACGGUAUUCCUGAUGGUUGCAGAAGAUGCGGUCAGAGUGACGGAAGUUGCUGGCCAUAUGUUGAUGAUGAACAUGUAGUUUCGUGCAAAUACUAUUGCCCAAAUCAACACUGUUCUUCUCCCAAAACUAGUGGUACUUCUUCGGGAAAUUGGGACCAAAGGAGGAAACUCAUUAUUUUAGGUGUUAUAGGUUCAACAAUUGCAAUAGUGUUGAUAUCAAUUUCAAUUAUGUAUGUAAGAUACAAGUCACCAAACUGGCGAGCAAAUUUUGGCUUGGCUUCAAAAAGUAAUCAAAAUAUUGAAGCAUUUCUUAAAAUUCACGGCCAAUUAGCUCUUAAAAGAUAUAAAUUAUCAUAUGUCAAGAAAAUAACCAACAACUUCAAAGAGAAGUUGGGACAAGGAGGCUUUGGUGCGGUGUACAAAGGAAAGUUAUUCUGUGGUAGUCUUGUGGCUGUAAAGAUGUUGAGUAUGUUCAAGAAAGAUGGUGAAGAAUUUAUGAAUGAGGUUGCUAGCAUCAGUAGAACUUCUCAUAUUAACGUCGUCUCUCUUCUUGGAUUCUGUUUGGAAGGUCACAAGAGAGCUCUCAUCUAUGAAUUCAUGUCCAAUGGUUCUCUUGACAAAUUCAUUUACAAAACAAGAGAUGAAACACUUUCGUCCUUGAGUUGGGAUAUUAUAUAUAAAAUUGCAAAGGACAUAGCUCGAGGGUUAGAAUACUUGCAUAAGGGAUGCAACACUCGAAUUUUUCACUUUGACAUAAAACCACAUAACAUUCUUCUGGACGAGAACUUUUGUGCAAAGAUAGCUGAUUUUGGGUUGGCAAAACUGUGUCCUAGGAAUGAAAGUAUUGUUUCCUUGUCAGAUGCUAGAGGAACAAUGGGGUAUGUAGCUCCAGAAAUGUGGAGUAGAAAUUUUGGAAGAGUUUCGCAUAAGUCUGAUGUUUAUAGUUACGGAAUGAUGCUGCUGGAGAUGGUGGGAGGGAGGAAGAACAUCAAUGGUGAAGCAAGUCACACAAGUGAGGUAUACUUCCCACAUUGGGCAUACAAUAAGCUUGAGUUGGAGAGUGAUUUGAGACCAGAUAUGGAGAUGACAACAGAAGAAAAUGAGAUUGCAAAGAGGUUGGCGAUGGUGGGUUUAUGGUGCACUCAAACGUUUCCUAAUGAGAGACCAACAAUGAGCAGAGUGAUUGAUAUGUUGGAAGGUAGCAUGGAUUCCCUACAAAUCCCACCCAAACCUUUGUUGUCUUCUCCCACAAGAUCACUGUCAGAACAUUCCAUCUCCUGAAAUUAAGCACACUGCAUAUUUGGGUGUGAAAACUGGCCACCAGAACAAAAUGUGAACUCGUCAUAUGUUGCUUUCAUUUUAUGACAAUGAGAUGGUAUUAUUUUAAUUAUACAAUUAUGUAAAAAUGUUUUAAAGUUUAAAUUGUAAAAUUAAACUUACAUCGAACGGGAUGACAAUGUGUAGUGUGUCACGUCAAUGUAAAUGGGAUGACAUGCUAAUUAUCAUAUUUUCAUCCCUAAUUUAGACAGAAAUUUAUUGUCUUAUAUUUUAUUUCUUUGCUUUGUGCUAAAAUU